Messenger RNA from Pyrenophora tritici-repentis Pt-1C-BFP, 2493 nucleotides. The record is from RefSeq and is a predicted model, not a curated record. NCBI's taxonomy places the organism in Eukaryota, Fungi, Ascomycota, Dothideomycetes, Pleosporales, Pleosporaceae.
AUGCUGCCCUGCUGGUGGGACGAGGAAGGCUGCAAGUACCGUCAGCGCCUCCGUGAAACCCAAGAAUGGCACUGCGCCUACAGCUUGCCCAUGGGCCGGCGCCUACUUAUUGUAUGGCAUGCUCACUAUCCCUUCCGCCAUCGCCUCUCCUACUUCUUCUCUCGAACUUCCUCCAGUCGCUCGCCUCCUACGACAAUGCCGUCCUCCACGAAGCGAAGCAUUCGAAGAGAGCUAGCCACCUCUACUGCCGUCAAGAACGCCGCUCUGAUGCGAAAUCGCUACUCAUUGCGUCGAUCCAACCCAUCUCCAGCUGCCGUCUCGUGCUGGGAAGGGCAGUCGGACACCAACUCGUUCUCCGACACGUACUCGGACCCCGAUACUGAGGCGGAUACGGAUAUCGAGCCAAGUACGAGCGAAGAUGCUGGCCUGAUCUUGGAACAAGAGUCAGACGCGGAUCUGGACUCUGAAGCUGAAGAGAUACUGAAGGACAUUGCUCAAUUAAGGGCGGAGGGGCCUGCAAAGCCAAACCAUACCCCUCAUACGGUGAAACUAUGGAAGAGGGAAGGCGACUUCUGGGAGAGGUACUGUUUCAAGAUUAUGAAAAAGACCAAGAGGUCCCCAGAAGAACAACUACGCGCAUGCGACCCAGAGGCAUUUAAAGCGUACCUCCGCUGGCGGAAGAAGCAUUCCUGGGUCAAGAAGGAGAGCUCAAUGCGGAGCUAUUGGAAAAGAAUCAGCAUGUGCUAUAUGGAUCUCACACGCCACACGAUGGACGCUGAUGUCCUCACCGAUGUUUGUAAUAUUCUAACCCUAAUGCUUGACAAAUCCGAGAAGGAAAAGCAUGCCAUGUACGUCCAGGAUCUCUACGCUAUCCUCCACGCACUCUGGGUCGACGACACCAAACCCCUCCAUGGCUAUAUCCGAGUUCAAAUUUCGCUUCUUCUCCUCCUUAGCGCUGCUACAGCCACGAGACCAGGAGCCAUUGUCGAAAGCGCAAGCGCUAAGGGCAGCAACAAGUCACUCUCGUUCAGGAAUAUCGAACUUCUGAAGGUUCGCAGCACUGUAGAUCCUAGCCGGAGUAUUAUUGUGGCGAAUGUCAAUCUCGAGAACAUCAAGAAUAAGGAAAAGGAUAGGAAGCCGAAGAAGUUCACUUUCCGUCUAGAAGGGACCCUCGCCUUCUGCAUAGUUUCGUAUAUCCUGAGCAUUAGCGUCAGUCAAGGAGCAUUAAGGGACAACUUUACUAGUGUUCAGGAUAUAUUUGACCUCAAUAUACCUGCGGGCCGUGACGUACUCCGCGUCAAAUGGAAAAAGGAAUUGCUAAACCAACCCUUUCUAUGCGAUGUUAGGAACACUAGCGAAGGUGUUCGUAUACUACCAGAGCAAGCGUUUCCGUAUGCGAAAUACCGCGAUAUCUUUGUACGCUUAGGGCGUGUUGCGGGCUUUGAGAAAUCAUUAGAGCUGUACCAGCUCCGUUGGGCUUCUAGGAGGAAUAUCAACAGCGCGCUUGACCCAGUAGAACGGAACCAGACUAUGGGUCAUCUCGGGAGCACAUACGAAAAGUACUACACGCCAACGCAUAUUGCCCGCGACUUUCAGUCUAUCUACUUUGGAAGCCCUUCAGAAGACCUCCUCAUCCAAUCUGUUGCACGCAUAGGCUUAUCACGGGAUCGACGUGCACCCACGGAGCUGGAUGACGCGCAACAGGAGGCCUUACGGAACGAUCCUGCACUCGCGGUCCUUCGAGAGGAGCGAGAAACAUACAAAGAACAGCUCCAUGACCAAGGCUUCCAUCCACUCUCGAAGGGUCAAGGGACGGAUCUUUACAAGAAAUACGAGGACUCGAAGCGAAAGAUUAGCAGUACAUACCAGAGAUUGUACAGAGAACGGUUAGAUGCGGCCUACAACGAGUUCCAUGAAUCGAUCGAUACAAUCGAGAUAGCCAGGCAACUCAGUGGGAAGGCCGCAGCCGAAGUCCUAACGCUACCAGCCGUUGAGUUUGAACUUCGGGAGCGAGCCACCAUCGCCGGCAUGCUCUUCAAGCCAAUUCAGGACGACAAAACCCGGGCAUUCAAGCGAAAAAAUGUGGGUUUGGUAACCCGCGAAGCCAACGGCUCAUAUUUGUCAAACAAACGAAAGAAGGGCACCGAUAGUGUUGAGAACAGCCUGCUAAAUCAGGAUGGCGAAAUUGCGGAAGAAGAGCUUGACGUACCUCCGCGCGGAAACAUCUUGCAGGCUCAGUUUCGGCAGCUAUACCCAAGAGUGCUCCCUCAUCCGGUAUGCCUUAUCUGUAUAGGGAAUGAAGAGUUCUCGUAUGAACGGAGGAUGCGCCAUGUUCCACGAAAAGAUGUCCUGAAGAAGCACGUGGAGACCCAUUUCCGACUCCCUGAACUUCAGUCAGGGUUUCAAUGCCGCCACCCUAGUUGUUCCGUCAUGCUGGUUGACAUGAUGCAUUUCAAGAGGCAUGCGCUUGACGUUCACGGAGUGUCUCACUGA